This is a messenger RNA of Rotaria sp. Silwood2, 873 nucleotides long. The record is from the annotation of a GenBank genome assembly. NCBI's taxonomy places the organism in Eukaryota, Metazoa, Rotifera, Eurotatoria, Philodinida, Philodinidae.
AUGGGAGAAACGCUGGUUAAAGCAGGAACAGGUCUUAUUCCCUUUAUGGACAAAAAUCUGUUUGGUUAUGGCUACAAGGGAAAGGUUAUUAUCUCAUCAGCAUCAUUCAGUACGUUUGCUUAUGUUCAAGCAGCCGCAACAGCAGCAAAAAAAUCACGGAACGCGCAGCGUUAUUUCUUCACGACCGAUCAAGAAGAAAACAACUAUGAAGGCGUGAUGAAUAGACUGUCCCCAUAUACAAACAAUAGAGUGUACGGUACGGGUUCUGGUUCGUGUGGUGCACUGGUGACUUAUUACGAUGCUAUUAAAGCUGCUGUCGCUGGUAAGAAGCAAGGUGAAAAUGGAAAACGACAUGAUGUGGUUCAAACGAUUGAGCCAGAAUCAGGUCCUUGGGGUGAAUUUACCGAUAUGAUUUAUUGUGAUGCAAAUACGUGGGCGAUUGGUUUUCGACAACGUGUAGAGAAAUCAUGUGGUAAUUGUGAUGAUACUGCUUUGAAUGCAUUGGAAUUAUUGUGUGGAAAGAAAGACGGAACUUCUGUUAAGUCAAUUAAACCUCACAAUGGUUUUUGGGGCGAUUGGAGUGAUUUCGUUAGUUGUCCUGGAAAUGGUAACUUUUUGAAAGGUGCUUCAUUCAAAAUUGAACAAUCUCAAGGAGCAGAUGAUGAUACAGCUGCAAAUGACAGUCAAUUUGCAUGCUCUCAAUCAUCUAACAUUCUCGCAUCGAAUGGUGGUCCAUGGGGCGACUGGAAACAGAUGAAAUAUUGUCCUCCAUCAACAGCUAUCUGUGGAUUUUCGCUAAAACUAGAAAAUAUGCAAGGCGAGGGAGAUGACACAGCCGCUAAUGGAGCUAAAUUCGACUGUUGUACUUUAUGA